Molecule: messenger RNA, 1435 nt
Organism: Hemicordylus capensis (graceful crag lizard)
Lineage: Eukaryota; Metazoa; Chordata; Lepidosauria; Squamata; Cordylidae
Product: fructose-1,6-bisphosphatase 1-like
Exons: 7
Coding region: 238-1254 (338 amino acids)
Biological process (GO): fructose 6-phosphate metabolic process; sucrose biosynthetic process; fructose metabolic process
Cellular component (GO): cytosol; cytoplasm
Molecular function (GO): fructose 1,6-bisphosphate 1-phosphatase activity
Source: RefSeq, a predicted model, not a curated record
UUGGAUACACGACGAGGGCGGCAUCAGAGCUUCUCUUUGCUCCCUCCCCUAAACCGGAAUUAGGCCACACGGGCGCGGCUCUUCCCCGCCCUCUCGCAGGAUUGGGCGAUUGGGGGUUAGCGCCCCCACACGUUUCCUACCAUCUGGUGUUGGUGGUGUGUCUCCGCACCUUGCAUUUGUUGGUAGCCGCUUUUCUGAGGGCGCAGCUCCUGCAGCAGCACCGCGUUCAACGCCGUCAUGACAGAUCGCUCCACCUUCGACACCAAUGUGGUCACCAUGACUCGCUUCGUGAUGGAGGAGGGGAGGAGAGUAGGGGGCACGGGGGAGCUCACCCAGCUCCUCAACGCGCUCUGCACUGCCAUCAAGGCCAUCUCCACCGCCGUGCGCAAGGCGGGCAUCGCUAACCUUUAUGGGAUUUCUGGCUCUACCAACGUGACAGGAGACCAAGUAAAGAAGUUGGAUGUCCUGUCCAAUGACAUGGUGAUCAACAUGCUCAAGUCAUCAUUCACAACUUGUGUGAUUGUGUCAGAAGAAAACAAAGAUGCUCUCAUAGUGGAAGCUGAUAAACAAGGUAAAUAUAUAGUCUGCAUGGAUCCUCUUGAUGGCUCAUCUAAUAUUGACUGCCUUGUUUCUAUUGGAACCAUUUUUGCUAUCUACAGAAAGGCUUCCUCUGGUGCCCCUUCUGAGAAAGAUCCUUUGCAGCCUGGGCGUAAUCUUGUAGCAGCUGGUUACGCCCUCUAUGGCAGUGCCACCAUGCUUGUUCUAGCUCUGGAGUGUGGUGUCAACUGCUUUAUGCUUGAUCCGGCAAUUGGGGAAUUCAUUUUGGUCAACAAGGAUGUAAAAAUCAAGAAAAAAGGAAAUAUCUACAGUCUCAAUGAGGGAUAUGCUGCAUACUUUGAUCCUGCUGUGACAGAAUAUCUUAAGAAGAAGAAAUUCCCACAGGAUGGUAGUUCUCCCUAUGGUAGCAGAUACAUAGGCUCCAUGGUUGCUGAUGUGCAUCGUACUUUGGUAUAUGGCGGAAUCUUUUUAUAUCCAGCCAACUCAAAGAGCCCCAAAGGAAAGUUGAGAUUACUCUAUGAAUGCAACCCCAUGGCUUUUGUCAUUGAGAAGGCUGGAGGAGUUGCUACAACAGGCAAGGAGGCGGUCUUGGAUGUUGUGCCAAACGACAUUCACCAGCGUGUGCCGAUUGUCUUAGGGUCUCCAGAUGAUGUGCAGGAAUAUUUGGACCUAGUCAAGAAGCAUUCAGCAAAGUGAAGAGCAGAGGGUUUGAUGCAUCUACAAUGGAAAUGCCUUUCAGCUGGACCAAAGACCAUACUGUGCAAUCCUACUGACUGUGAAACAAAUGUCUUCAGUACAAGUGAACCAGGACUUCAUAAUGUGUUAUAUACACAAAUUAUGCUUUCUUCACUGUGUCAUUAAAAUCAAAUUGAAGAGC